AUGUCCUCCAAGACUAGAUACUACCUUGAGCAAUGUAUUCCGGAAGUGGACGAUCUGGUCGACAAGGGACUCUUCACCAAGAGGGAAGUCUCGGCGAUAAUGAGCAAGAGAACAGAUUUCGAACAUCGUUUAAACUCCAGAGGUUCGUCGAUCAAUGAUUACAUGAAAUAUAUCAGUUAUGAGAAGAGCGUGGAUAAAUUACGUCAGAAGCGUGUGAAGCGUUUACUGGAGGCCUCGAAGACUAAUAGUAUCUCGGACUGGUCAAUCCAACAGAGAAUUGCGUUUAUAUACCAGAGGGGCUGCAAGAAGUUUCCGAAAGAUCUGAAAUUCUGGGCCAUGUAUCUGAACUACCUGAAGACACGAGGUAACACUACAUCUUACAGAAAGAUCCACAAUGUCUACAACGAGCUGCUGAAACUGCAUCCAAACAACGUCGAAGUGUGGAUAAGCUGUGCCAAAUACGAGUAUGAGGUACAUGCCAACUUCAAGAGUUGCAGAGUUGUAUUUCAAAAUGGCCUCGCGUUUAAUCCUGACGUGCCCAAACUAUGGUACGAAUAUGUCAAGUUUGAAUUAAACUUUAUCACCAAAUUAAUCAACAGAAGGAAAGUUAUGGGGCUUAUUAAUGAGAGAGAACAGCAGAUGGACAUGUUGAAGGAGCAGGAGAAAGGAAGAGAUGUCAAUGACGACGGCGGAAUCACAGCGCCUUCAACCGGUGAUGCUAUGAAGGAUAAACUGAAUGAACUACCUGAAGCUGACAUGAAUAUGUUGGGCAAUGAAGAGACCAAUCCAGCUCUUCGGGGUGAUAUUGCUUUAACCAUAUUCGAUGUCUGCAUGGACAAGCUAGGCGAAUGCUAUAUGAAGAAGAACCGGGGUUAUUUUGCCGUUACUGAUGCCAGAUUGAGCAAAGAUUUGUCAGUGGAAACAGUGAAAUACCUCUAUGAUAUUUCGAAAGAUUUCAUUUCCUUAUUUGACCAAUUUCAAGAUUUACAAAGAGAGUAUUUGAUAAACCAUGCUCUCGCGUACUGGAAGCAAUCACAUUACUCAAUAUCGCUACAGGAUGAACUACCCGAGCUUUACAUUAAUAUGAUUAUGAAUGACAUAACGCUGAACAUCAGAUAUAUGUCGCUCGAGUCGCUAGAGGUGGAUAAAUUACAGCUUUCAGUUAAGAAGUAUUUCGCCUAUAAGAGCAAGAUGGACGGUGGGCUGGCAAAGGACCUCCAGAAAACCUACAGCGAAUUUCUGCGAGAAAACUACACGGAUAAGGUUGAAAAAGAUUCCGAUCCUAGGUAUAAUACCUUAAUGUUCAUUAUUAAGAAACUGUAG
This is a messenger RNA of Torulaspora globosa, 1323 nucleotides long. RefSeq names its product snoRNA-binding rRNA-processing protein UTP6 (gene UTP6). The record is from RefSeq and is a predicted model, not a curated record. Bases 1 to 1323 code for a protein of 440 amino acids. NCBI's taxonomy places the organism in Eukaryota, Fungi, Ascomycota, Saccharomycetes, Saccharomycetales, Saccharomycetaceae. The transcript has a single exon. Gene Ontology annotation, molecular function: snoRNA binding; protein binding. Gene Ontology annotation, biological process: maturation of SSU-rRNA from tricistronic rRNA transcript (SSU-rRNA, 5.8S rRNA, LSU-rRNA). Gene Ontology annotation, cellular component: Pwp2p-containing subcomplex of 90S preribosome; small-subunit processome.